Achroia grisella is the source of this 2220-nucleotide messenger RNA. RefSeq lists its product as uncharacterized. The transcript is spliced from 2 exons. NCBI's taxonomy places the organism in Eukaryota, Metazoa, Arthropoda, Insecta, Lepidoptera, Pyralidae. The record is from RefSeq and is a predicted model, not a curated record. The coding region runs from base 34 to 2220 and encodes 728 amino acids.
UAGUGAAACUGUUUAUAAAUCAUAUUGUUGACAAUGCCGCGUAAUAAUGCCCGUCGUAAAAGUCAGAUUAGUGACAGUGAAGAAGUGGCAGACGUUUCCUUCUCCAGUGAGAACCAGUUCGCGUCACUAUUGACCGCUUUCGCAAAGGUUCAAGCGGAGUCCAAUAGUCAACUCGUAGCAGCUAUCCUAGCAGCACAGUCAGGCGGCGCUGCUGGUUUCGUUUCGCCACCACCUUCACCACACACAUCACCUGCGACAUUGGGUAACUUCGCCAAAUGCACGGCCCGGUUCCGCGGCGACACUGACGCCGACCCUGCGGUCUUGGAGGCAUUCAUCGAUAAUAUCGAAAUUUAUAAAGAGUGUAUGAGUAUACCUGACACUAUAGCACUAAAGGGCUUGCCGAUGCUCCUAGAGGGAGAUGCUGCCGUGUGGUUUAGAGAUAUUCGAACCUCAGUAACUUCGUGGGAAGAAGCUAUGAGUCGCUUGCGUGCUAUGUAUGGUACGCCGCGGCCACCACACAAAGUGUUCCGUGACAUAUUUAAGUCCGAGCAAGAUGCUGAUCGCACAGAAGUGUUCGUGGCCCGCCUGCGCGCCCUUCUCACUACGUUACCUUAUGUAUUAGAAGAACGAGUACAGCUAGACAUUAUAUAUGGGUUACUAAACAGAUCUAUAAGGAAAAGAGUUACGAGAGAGAGUGUAACUACGAUAGAACUUAUAUAUAAAGCCCGUAAUGUCGAAGAAGCGUUAAGUGAAGCAAAUAAACUGUCGUCGAAGUCGUCGUCAACUGUUACGAAGUCAGCGCGCGAUUCCAUAAGUCGUGCGCAUUGCGCGCCAACAGCGCGCGCCAUAACGCCUGUGCGCGAGCAGCGCGCACCGCCGCACGCAGCGCGCGGUGCGCGUCCACCCGCCGAAGCGCAGCGUUCCGCCCCUACGGCGCCGGCCCCGCAGCCAGAUAGUGCCGACUUCGCGCCUUCUACGUCCAGUGCUCCGGUAGUAAGUUCUACCAAACGAGAGAAUAUAAAUGUGUCUCCGAGAGACAAUGUUAAUGUAGGUAGCAAUGUUAAAACUUAUAAUUUAUGUAAUCAAUGUUUAAAUGUAUCGCGAGCGGAUUUUUGCGUUUCACCGUUGUGUUUUAUGCGGAAUGACGACUCAACGCGCCGACCUCUAUUAAAUAUUGAGGUAUAUGGGUUUCGUGGUACGGGUUUAAUAGAUACCGGUGCUAAAUGUUGUGUUGCUGGUAGCACUCUUUAUUUUUUACUUCAACAGCAACAGCAUCCCUUUCGAGAGCAUUUAUUGUCAGUUAAACUUGCUGAUGGUUUAAUUCGCGAUGUAAAUGUAAAGCUCGUGGAUAUAAAUGUUCAACUUGCAGGUAUGCUAAUACCUACCACUUUUGUUAUUUUCCCCGACGCGAGUAAUAAUGAAACAUUGUUAUGCAUUGAUUUUUUGCGUAAAGCCCGUAUAGUCCUUAACUUACCUGAGAAUUACUGGUUCACAGCUGAUCGCCCCGAGGUCAUUCACCCCUUGUGUUUUGAGUCAUGUGGUGACAUAGUUGGAUGUGCAGCCACAAAUGUUUUGCGGCCAGAUGAGGGUUCCAUGCUAUCUCCAUCAGAGAAGAUUAGACUCAGUGAGCUACUCCAAGAAUAUGAAGACAUCUUUGGAGAAGGGGGAGGGCCUACGCCUUUUGCGGAGCAUUGUAUAGAGACUGGGGAGCAUGCGCCUAUUGCUGUACCUCCGUACCGACUUACGCCCGCCAUGAAAGCUCUUAUGCAAGAACAAUUGGAGCAUAUGAUCCAACAAGGUAUUAUUGAGGAAUGCGAGUCUGCAUGGGCGGCGCCAGCUCUUUUAGUACCUAAGAAGGAUGGGUCAUAUAGAUUUUGCGUAGAUUAUAGGAGACUGAAUGCUAUUACAAAGAGUGACGCUUAUCCGUUGCCUGUUAUCGACGAUUUGCUGCAGUACACAGGUAAGAGUUGUUACAUGAGUACUGUGGACCUGCGGUCCGGUUACUGGCAGGUUUCCGUUCGUAUGGAGGAUCAGGAUAAAACUGCGUUCGUGACUCCCUUCGGAAUGCAUAGAUUUAGGCGCAUGCCUUUUGGUUUACGCAACGCACCAGCCACCUUCCAGCGGCUCAUCGAUAGAUUCCGGUCGGGAGCAACUCUCAAGGACGUUACCAUUCUAGGAUACAUAGAUGACCUCAUUAUAAUCUCAGCCAGCUACGAAUAA